AUGCCGCCAGCCCGGAUACAGCAUGUCGCAACGACAUUGAUGCCGUUCCUCUACCCAUCCGUCCCCACAGCCUUCCUUCACUCAGCGCGUCCAGUCUUAUCCCGCCUGGGUCGGACGCACCGUCCGCGAUGCUACAGCAGCCUCGACAAUGAUACCAACACCGAGUCUCAGCCCGAAACUGAAGAGCGUUCGCUCAAUCCUCCGCCCGACUCCUACUCGAUCACUCCGUUUGCCGACAAAGCGACUUUGAUGCUCCACGCCGGUCCCGGCGGCCACGGCUGCAUUUCCUUCCUCAGAGAGAAAUACAUUGAAGAAGGGCCCGCGAACGGCGGCGACGGUGGAACAGGUGGCAAUAUAUUCAUUCAGGCCGUCCGCGGCGAGACAUCUCUCCACAAGCUGGCGCGCCGUCGCGAGGUACGCGCCGGCCGAGGUAGAAAUGGCCAGGGCAAGCUGAAAGGUGGAGAGAGGGGCGAGGACGUCCUCUUGACCGUACCGGUUGGCACCGUUGUGCGAGAGAUUUGGCGGCACGACCCCGUCGAAGAAGAGCAGGAACGGAUACGACAGGAGCGAGCGCUGAGGCGAGCGCAGAAGGCUGCUGGGGAAGAGGUGCCACAGCAGGUUCGCCCGGAGAAGUGGCUGUUAUACCCUGGCGCUUCUCCCUCGCUUUUGACGCGUACAGACAUGCCCAAGUUGCCCGGACCGCAGCGCUCUGCCAUCGCGCACUCCGCCCCCCAAGGCCCCAUUAGGCUGGACUUGGACAAGCCGAUGGAUCGCCCUCUGCUCCUUGUUCCCGGUGCGGUCGGUGGCCUGGGAAACCCGCAUUUCGUGAGCAAGACCAUGCUACGGCCACACUUCGCUACAAGAGGAAUGGACCCCAUGAAGCUGGCAGUGCAGCUGGAGCUCAAGCUUCUCGCAGACGUGGGCUUGGUCGGCCUGCCCAAUGCUGGCAAGAGUACCCUCAUCCGCGCGCUAAGCAACAGCCGCGCACGCAUCGGCAAUUGGGCUUUCACCACCCUUCAACCUAACAUUGGCACUGUCGUGUUGGAUAACCACAAGGGCCGACCGCGCCUCGGCCAGCGCCGGGGCGUCGCAUCGCGCGACAAUUUCACCAUCGCUGAUAUCCCCGGCUUGAUCGAGGACGCACACCUGGAUAAGGGUUUGGGCUUGGGUUUCCUGCGGCAUGUCGAGCGUGCAGCCAUCCUGGCGUUUGUGGUCGACCUUACUGCCGAAGACCCCGUCGCCACGCUGAAGAGCCUCUGGCGCGAGGUCGGUGAGUACGAGACGCUGCGCGGUCACGAGCUCAACGCCGAGACGCAGCGAUCGAUGACUGAGAAGCCUGCGCCAAAGCUCCCCAGGCCGGACAUGUUCGAGCCAUCGGCGGCGCUAGACCUUGAGCCGCUAGCGUUACCGCCCAUGUCUGCCAAACCGUGGUUCGUGGUGGCAACCAAAGCUGAUUUGGAGGGUACCAAGGAGAAUUUUGCAAAGCUGCAGACAUAUUUGAUGGGCGUGAGAGAAGGCGCUGUGGAGCAUCCUAGUGGAAAGAAGAAUGCGUGGAACAAGAAGGUAGAGGUGCUGCCUGUGAGUGCGAUCAAUGGUGAGGAUGGCGGGACGGAGAGAGUCAAGGAUUUGGUUGUGAGAGUGUUGGAGGACGAAGGGCUGUAA
Messenger RNA from Diplodia corticola, 1662 nucleotides. Its product is annotated as gtp-binding protein obg. The coding region runs from base 1 to 1662 and encodes 553 amino acids. Gene Ontology annotation, molecular function: GTPase activity; GTP binding. Gene Ontology annotation, cellular component: mitochondrion. Lineage: Eukaryota; Fungi; Ascomycota; Dothideomycetes; Botryosphaeriales; Botryosphaeriaceae. The transcript has a single exon. The record is from RefSeq and is a predicted model, not a curated record.